Messenger RNA from Cydia amplana, 1093 nucleotides. Its product is annotated as UDP-GlcNAc:betaGal beta-1,3-N-acetylglucosaminyltransferase-like protein 1. Lineage: Eukaryota; Metazoa; Arthropoda; Insecta; Lepidoptera; Tortricidae. The coding region runs from base 12 to 1052 and encodes 346 amino acids. The record is from RefSeq and is a predicted model, not a curated record. The transcript has a single exon.
GGAGUUUGAGCAUGACUAAAGUUUCCAUAAUAAUUCCAGUACGUAACGGCGAACAGUGGAUAAAUAACUGCUUAAAAUCAAUAGCAGAUCAAUCUAUACUUAAUUCAGAUAUCGACAUCGAAAUAAUUAUAUAUAACGACGGAAGCAACGAUAGAACAGAGAUUUUGCUCAAGGAAUGGCAACGUUAUUUUAUAGAACAUAGAAUCAAGUUAAUUUUGACCGGAUCUGUCACUUCGAGAGGCGUCGGUGCCGCUAAAAAUGGGGCAGUCUCUAUCAGCACCGGAGAAUUCCUGUGUUUUCAAGAUAUCGAUGAUGUAAUGCACCCAGACAGGAUACAUCUCCAGCUACUUGCUGCAGAAAGUAAUCAUAAUGCAAUUGUUGGCAGUAAUAUUUCUCGAAUACCGCAAGACUCCACUCCGCGUCUGGUUCGCUGGGCCAAUAGUCUCAGUGAUGAACAACUAAAAUUACAAAUCUACACUGCCAACGGGCCCACCUUGUUAAUGCCUACUUGGUUUUGCCACAGAUCUGUAUUUGAAAGAGUGGGUAGUUUUGAUGAAAGUGGCAAAGGCACUCCGGAAGACUUAAUAUUCUUUUAUUCACACCUAGAUCUGGGAGGAGACUUGAUUAAAGUCAACAAGGAAUUACUUAUUUACACCUACCAUGAAGGUGCGGCAACAUUUUCUGUUAAAAGAGAAAUGAUUUGGCAAAUCCAGUUGGAUCGAUUGCAAAAGCUUGUUUUACCAAAUUGGGAGACAUUCACUAUUUGGAAUGCUGGUAAAGCAGGCAGAAGAUUGGUUCGAGCAUUGAAUAAGGAGCAUUUGAAAAAAGUAGAAGCUUUUUGUGAUGUUGAUAAAAAGAAAAUCGGGACUACAGUAGAGUUAUACUGCUCGGUUAAAAAGGCAGUGCUUAUAAGUCUACCAGUUAUUCAUUUUUCUGCAGCAAAACCACCCUUGCUCAUUUGUGUGAAGCUGGAUAUGACUAAUGGCAUUUUUGAACAGAAUCUCAAAUCGAUGAAUCUCAAUGAAGGAUUAGACUAUAUCCUGUUUAACUAAGAAUGACUAUUUUUACACUGAUUUAAGUCAUUUAUGAAUAA